Molecule: messenger RNA, 1538 nt
Organism: Acanthochromis polyacanthus (spiny chromis)
Lineage: Eukaryota; Metazoa; Chordata; Actinopteri; Pomacentridae
Gene: shox
Product: short stature homeobox
Exons: 5
Coding region: 228-1097 (289 amino acids)
Biological process (GO): regulation of transcription by RNA polymerase II
Cellular component (GO): nucleus
Molecular function (GO): DNA-binding transcription factor activity, RNA polymerase II-specific; sequence-specific double-stranded DNA binding
Source: RefSeq, a predicted model, not a curated record
GCUCUCAAAUACACAGUCACAACAGCAGGAGUGAUCUCACCUCCUCUCCACCCCUUCUAUCUAUCGCUGCUGCCUGCCUGCCUCCCAAAAAAAAGAAAAAAAAGAAAAAGAAAAUCCAGAGCGUAUCCGCGAGCAGAGCUGGUGUAUAGAGACACGGUAAGGUAUAUACUGACAAUUCACGGUGGAUUUCCCCUGACCAGGACCACUACUGAGCCACAGAGCCGACCAUGGAAGAACUUACGGCAUUCGUGUCGAAAUCUUUCGAUCAGAAAAGCAAGGAGAGCAGCAAAGAGAGUAUCACGUACAGGGAAGUUUUGGAGAGCGGCUUGUCGAGGGCGAGGGAGCUGGGCAGCCCGGAGACAAACCUGCAGGACAUAACGGAGAGCAACCACUGCCCGGUGCAUCUGUUCAAGGACCACGUCGAGCUGGAAAAAGAGAAACUGAAGGACUUUAACGUUUCGAGGGCGACAGAGGGGAUAUAUGAGUGUAAGGAGAAAAAGGAGGACGUGAAGUCCGAGGACGAGGACGCACAGGGCAAACUGAAGCAGCGGAGGAGUCGCACUAACUUCACCUUGGAGCAGCUCAACGAGCUGGAGCGGCUCUUCGACGAGACGCACUACCCGGACGCGUUCAUGAGAGAGGAGCUGAGCCAGCGGCUGGGACUGUCCGAGGCCAGAGUGCAGGUUUGGUUUCAGAACAGAAGAGCAAAAUGUCGAAAACAAGAAAACCAGAUGCACAAAGACAUCUUUCCCUUCUCUCCAGGUGUUAUUCUGGGCAGCGGCAGCCACCUGGACGCAUGCAGAGUAGCACCCUAUGUCAACAUGGGUGCCCUCCGGAUGCCCUUCCAACAGGUCCAAGCACAGCUCCAGUUAGAUGGGGUCACCCACUCCCACCCCCACCUGCACCCUCACCUGGCUGCUCAUGCUCCCUACCUGAUGUUCCCGCCCCCUCCCUUCGGACUACCAAUCGCAUCUCUGGCCGACUCGGCCUCCGCAGCGGCGGCGGUGGCAGCAGCUGCCAAAAGCAACAGCAAGAACUCGAGCAUCGCCGACCUGCGACUCAAGGCAAGAAAACACACCGAGGCUCUGGGACUCUGACCCCACCGGGCUGCCCCUCCGCUCGCCUGAUGCCCAUAAUCGCCUCUCACACAAGACUGAGCCUGUGAAAGGGCCGUGACACUCUAAAGCUAAAACUAAAAUAAACAAAAAACACUGAGUGAGAAUGAAAGAGAGGAACACAUACAGAGAGGGGGGAGACAGAGAGUGUGUGUGAGAGAGAAAGGGGGAGAACAGUGGAGGAAGAAAAUAAAAAGAAGGAGGGAGCGAGAAAAUUGUCACAAAACCAGCUGCCAAAACAAACCACUUGUAGAGAACGGUAAUUAAAUACCAAUGAAAUCACCUUUUACUUUUCGCCCAACAGGCAGGACUUCUGCGGGGCCAGUGGCUCAGUCCACUCCAGGCACAGAUCACAUCCCAAGGACCGUACAAACACAUGUGGAUGUCUGUCUGAGGGCCGGCCGGGGCCCGUCAGACCAGAAG